AUAGGACCGACUGAUCCCAUCAUCCCCUCGCGCCAUCUACCGGGUGUCCCAGUCCCUCGCGCCACAAACAAUACCAUUGCGCCUCCCACUUGACCCUUGCGACAACCCGCUUCGUUAGAUCCUGUGCGACUUGAGAAGUAGAACGAAUCUCUCCAUUGCCCGCGGUGACUCCAGCCCAUUCUUCACGGUAGAACGAGCCCUCGACAGCGCCUCCUCGUUCCCAUCACCGGCCAUUGACCCUCGAAAUUGACCCAUAUUCCGAGCACCGUCAGUUUCCCGAGCGACAAUGCCCUUCGGAAUCAACCCGUUCAAAAACCACGACCACAGCGACUUCGCUGGGGUCGUGAUCCCUCUCGAUCAGGCCCCAAUGCGCUCGAGACCCGACACCCAGACAACAAAACAAGUGGGCGGUACUGACGACAAGACUGAUGAAAAAAGCCUUGACAGAGCUCCCUCCGAGGAAGCCGGGUUUGGAUCCGUCCACAACUACGAUCAUAUGACCAUCGAAGCCCUCCGCGCUGAGAUUGAGGCCGAUCUGGUUGCCACCGGGCAGGACUCCGUCUAUGACCGCAAAGCAAAGGUCAUCAACAGAGCCAUCCAGGAUAUUGGCAUGGGCCGGUAUCAGUGGGAGCUUUUCGCUAUGUGCGGCUUCGGUUGGCUUGCAGACAAUCUUUGGUUACAGGGCAUUGCUCUAACCCUAACACCAAUUGCCGAGGAAUUCGGAGUUUCCAGCACCCGGGUGCGGUUCACAACCUGUGCUCUAUUCCUGGGUCUGUGCAUUGGUGCUUCAUUCUGGGGUAUCGCUUCUGAUAUCGUUGGACGCCGCCUCGCCUUCAACACGACUCUUUUCUUGUGCAGUGUCUUUGGUGUUGCCGCGGGUGGCGGUCCGAACUGGAUUGGGACUUGUGCCCUUUAUUCUUGCUUGGGCCUUGGUGUUGGCGGUAACCUCCCCGUCGAUGGAGCUCUAUUCCUGGAAUUUUUGCCCUUUGCUUCCGGAAACAUGUUGACCAUGCUGAGUGUCUGGUGGCCUGUCGGUCAGCUGAUCUCCAGUCUGCUCGCCUGGGCUCUAAUUCCCAACUUCAGCUGCGACAGCGGUCUUCCUUCGUGCGGUGACGUCGCAAGUGGGGUCGCUUGCUGCAGCAAGCAGGACAACAUGGGCUGGAGAUACUUCGUCUUCACCAUUGGUGGCUUGACCUUCCUCAUGUUCAUCUGCCGUUUCUUCCUCUUCCACCUUUACGAAUCGCCCAAGUUCCUGCUGGGCCGUGGUCGCCAAGCUGACGCUGUUGCUUCUGUCUACGGUAUCGCUCACAAGAACAAGACCAAGACGUGGCUCACUGAGGAGAUCCUGAACGAGAUUGGCGGCUACCAGCAGGAGGCUCAGAAGGAGAAGCUCAGCUCGACUGAGAUUGUGAAGAGAUAUCUUUCCAAGUUCUCUUUCGACCACAUUGCCCCGCUUUUUGCCACAAAGAAGCUUGCUAUGAGCACUAUUCUGCUCUGGUUCUGCUGGACUACCAUUGGAAUGGGCUAUCCCCUCUUCAAUGCCUUCCUUCCCCAGUACCUGGCCAACAACGGGAGUGAUGGCUCCAGCUCCACUUACAUCGCUUAUCGGAACUACGCCAUCACGUCCGUUGUCGGUGUCCCUGGUUCCAUUCUAGCUUGCUACACCGUGGAGAUCAAGUACGUCGGUCGCAAGGGCACGAUGUGCAUCGCGACUCUGAUCACCGGUGUCCUGCUCUUCUGUUUCACUGCCUCCACCGACUCGAAUGUCCAGCUCGUCUGCUCCUGUCUGGAGGCCUUCUUCCAGAACAUCAUGUACGGUGUUCUGUACGCGUACACUCCGGAGGUCUUCCCGGCCCCCAACCGCGGCACUGCCACGGGUAUCUCCUCCUGUCUCAACCGGAUUGCCGGUCUCUGUGCCCCCUUGGUGGCCAUUUACGGCGGUUCCGCCAGCCCUGAUGCCCCCAUUUACGCAUCGGGUGCAUUGAUCCUGGCUGCGUUCCUUGCUAUGUGCCUGCUGCCCAUUGAAACUAUGGGUCGGCAAAUCAUGUAAACUCACCGAAAAGG
This is a messenger RNA of Aspergillus japonicus CBS 114.51, 2064 nucleotides long. RefSeq names its product putative sugar transporter. Gene Ontology annotation, biological process: transmembrane transport. The record is from RefSeq and is a predicted model, not a curated record. Gene Ontology annotation, cellular component: membrane. Bases 287 to 2050 code for a protein of 587 amino acids. Gene Ontology annotation, molecular function: transmembrane transporter activity. The transcript is spliced from 6 exons. Lineage: Eukaryota; Fungi; Ascomycota; Eurotiomycetes; Eurotiales; Aspergillaceae.